AUGGCCAAUUCUCCUUCUCACUCUGAGCAUAACCACUCCAGCAAUCUUCCCGUGGAGAUCAUCGAAAAAAUCAUCCAGAACGCAUGCACGACCUACUGGUGUCACCCGCCGACACUCUCAUCCAUCGCACUCACAUCGCAUGUUCUUCGCGUUUACGCAAAUAACGCACGCUUCUCUGCACUCUUUGUCAUUCAGGGAUCGUACGUUCCCGUCGAGAAAGUGGUGAAAAGCAUCAGGCGCCUCGUGGAUGUUAUUAAAUCUGGCAACACUGUCUCGAGCGGGAUGCCUGGCAUCUUGAACUUUACCACGUCGCUUUCGCUGGAGUUUGUGGGCUCGCACAAGGAUAUAAUGAGUGGUCUUUCAGAUGGAGGUCUGGCCUAUCUCUUCAGAUCCCUCUUUCGCCAGCCGAUUCCGUGGAAGCCUAGCCAGGAGUAUGGAUUGCGUAUGGCUGUUUAUCGUGAAACAACAACCAUUCCGGUCGGCGACGUUUGGGAGGAUGGGUUUCGAAAUUAUGUCGGUAUCGACUGGCGUUGUGUCAGUCCUGACCUUGUAGACGCCUUCGUUGAUCUCGUGAAGAACUCGCGUCUGAACUCGCUGCUACUUGAGUGCAUGCGCAAUGUACCAAGAUCCAUUUUUGAGGGGUCGGGAAUUGCUAUCCUAAUCCUCAGCGAGGUUACUGUGGAAGCUGGACUGCCAGCCGCGUCGGUGGACAACGUCAAAUUCCCAACGCUCGCAUCCCCAUUACAGUUACUUUCGUUGGGUUCGCUCUCAUAUAGUGAUAUCUCCCUGAACUUAUAUUCGGAUGCCCCGCCGCCCUCAUAUAGUGAUAUCUCCCUGAACUUACAUUCGGAUGCCCCGCACGGAGGUCUGCUACCAUCUCUUCUAGAGCUGAGCGUGGCCCCCAGCAGAUGCACAGACCUCACCGAGCUUAGGAUGGCGCUGACAAAUGCCCCAUCUCUUCAAAUGUUGGAUGUACAGCUUUACGCACCGGACGGUGUUGGAAAUUUGCGGAGACUGGAACUGAUUCUUCAGGGGGGGAUUAUACACAGAAUGGGUGCGACGCCAAUUCUCAUCGAAUACAAGAGCAUGAGACUGGAACGUCUUGGUGCUCAUCUUUCCCUCCCUUCUUUCAAUGGCCUUGAAGUGAUCAACGUUCAGCUGCAUGUCUGUCAAGGCUUUGCCAAUCCAUCUAGUAUUCAAGAUGAGUUGACCGCGCAAAUCACCGACAAAUUACAGUCAUUGAAGAAGAGGCUCGUCGUCAAUGAUCCAGUUUCCAGUAGUUAA
Molecule: messenger RNA, 1284 nt
Organism: Psilocybe cubensis
Lineage: Eukaryota; Fungi; Basidiomycota; Agaricomycetes; Agaricales; Agrocybaceae
Exons: 3
Coding region: 1-1284 (427 amino acids)
Source: RefSeq, a predicted model, not a curated record